This is a messenger RNA of Parascedosporium putredinis, 4026 nucleotides long. The record is from the annotation of a GenBank genome assembly. Lineage: Eukaryota; Fungi; Ascomycota; Sordariomycetes; Microascales; Microascaceae.
AUGUCGCCCGGCGAUGUUUCAGGCGCCUGCUUCCGCCGUCGGUUCUCAAACGAGAGCGAGGUUGAAAUUGGGACCUGCGACUGCGCCGAACACGACCAAAUCUUUUACUGUCCUCUCCUCUCAUCCUCUCUCAUUUUCGCAAUCUCCAUCCGCGCGCGCUCGGCGAUCACGACACCCACGACCUUCCCUUCCAUCAGCGCAACCCACCACUCCUCGUCCACCCGCUCGACCCUACGUACGUCAUCUCAUUCCGAGCAAAGCCCCGUGCGGCUUGAGCUGGCCCGCGCCUCCCCUCCUCCGGAUCCGUGCCGAGAAGAGCGAUCCCCUUCGACCUACGGCCAACGUCCUUCGGAUGCCGCCACUCAACCCCUUUUGAGCGCCUUCUUCAAGAGUCCCCUACCGGCCCAGUGCGCGCAAACCCAGCACUACGUCCUUCUCGUGCCCACGACCGAAACCCUCCUUACUCACCACGAAGCUGAGACCAAUGCGACCGCCCACGAGAUCCUACUCUCCGAGGAGUUCAUAGCGAGCCAUGUUCUCAGGAUACCUAGCGGGAACGCCGCCAAUGGUGCAGCGGCCCCGGAGCCCUUGCCGAACCUGAGGGAUAUGAGAGGCAAGGCGAAGCAGUAUAAUACUAUCAAUGGCAGGAAUGUGGUGAUCAAGGAUGGUUUUGUGUACAGCAAUAAAGCGGACGAAUUCAACCUCCUCUCCCCUGCGGAAUCCAGCGACCGCCCUGCCAUUGGACGAAAGAAGGACAUUAGGUAUUUCCAUGACCUCCUAAAUCACUUCCCCAUCAUUGCGAGGCAUAUGCAACCGGGGCUAGAGAGGCUUUUCCGGGACUUCACUUCCGCUUUUCAACAUCCGCUGCCCCCACCUCCAUCCGCCCAGACUAUACCUGACCCGGACUCCGAGGCUGCCGAUGCGGUGGGUCCGGUCAUUGGGCCCCCUGAGGUGAAUGGCGUAGAUCAUGCGGCGGCGGGAAACUCGCUGGUGAAUUCUGACUACACCAGCGAGGAGUCGUUGCCAGUGACGGAGGACUUUUACGCCGAAGAUGACGAAGAUGUCAUGAGGGCCACCUUGAGAGCGCAAUCACCGCCGGGAUCGACAUUUUCCAAACUCACGGGGAGCAUUGUGGAGAAGCUCCUUGAACGCUACGUGGCCGAGAACGUCCACCACCUCCUAUUCCCGAAGCUCUGCGCAUUAAAACGCCCGUACGAUCUCGAGCUCGAAGCCAAGAUUCGAAUAAUGGAGAAUAUCGACGUCUCGCAGCUCGGCGUGGAGAUCCAAAACGGAAUCAAGGGCAAGCAUGACCUCAUCAUCCAGCUCGGUGUCGCCAUCGAAGAGUUUAAAAAGAUGACGGGCGCUAUGUGUCCUCAAGAGAUGCUGUCGCUUCUCGUCACCACCGUGAAGAAUGUUACCAGUGCUGCCGAGGGCCGCCCCUGCCAAGGCCAGCCCGGCUCCGACGCCGCAUCCGAGAAGCCUCUGAUGAUGGUCAACGCCGACACGCUCGUAUCGCUGCUCCUAUUCGUCGUCAUUCGAGCACAGGUCAAGAAUUUAAAGGCGCGGUUCACGUACAUUCGGCAGUUCAUCUUUAUCGACGAUAUUGACACUGGAGAAAAGGGCUAUGCGCUGAGUACGUUUGAGGCCGUGUUGGCCUACCUCGCGCUCGACUCGAGCGGCUUAAGAAGGGCGAGCAAGCGGAACAAGGCGCUUUGGAAUGCCGCGGCCAAGGGAAAUCUCGGCGAGCUUAAGCGAAUCAUGGAGCCGUCUGGGGAUGCUCUGGAGGACAUGUCUGACUCGGAGUCCGAAAUAUUUGAUGCCGGUCCUAACCGGCCUUUGUCGUUUAGCUCAUCAAGGAGGUCGUCGCGGAGACCCUCAGUGACGGAGCUCUUUUCUUCGGGGUCGGGCCUGGGCCACGUUUUCCCCUUUGAAGCCUCUAUACAUGACGAGGGAGGACCUGCGGUUCACUUCCACCACCCGACUCAGACGCCCGCGAAGAAGAUGAAGAAGGUCUCCAUGGACACCCGCAGCAUGUCCAGCAGCUCGGAGAUUUCGUUUCGAUCUCGGGCCACGAGCUUUGGGACCAUCAACAGCGCACUCGAGGCUGACAUUUCGGUCGAGAGGUUAUCGCAGACCCACGACGCCUUUGGAGAGUCGGUAGUCAUGAUGGCCGUUCAGAACGAGCAGGUAGAGGUGCUUCACUACCUGCUUUCACUCCCCCAGCUCUACCCGCUGUCCAUGAUACUAGAGGACAUUAAUAACGAAGACACGACGCUACUGAGCGCGGCGGUGCAAAUGGGAAAUCGGAGAAUCAUUGAUUGUUUGAUGGGCAUCGUGUUCGCUAGCGCCACGCCCCAGCAGAUCGCGCUGUAUCUCACAAAGCAGGAUAUCUGGGGCCGCAGCCUUGGCCACUACCUGUUCCACGCGCCCUACCUCAUCGCCAAGAUCGGGAACGUGGUGCCGUGGCGGCAGCGGGACAAGAAUGGGCAAACACCGCUCUUCGCGCUCUGUCGUUCGUACGACCAGGAAAAGUAUGCGGCCAUGGUCGCGGCAGGCAUCGAUGCCGCGCGGCGAGCGCAAGGGGAUGGCGAGAGGCUGCACCUCGACGACCACGUGGAUAACAAGGGCAAUACUCUGCUGCACAUCGUCACGGACGCCAUGAUGCUGCACCGCAUCCUAGAGCGAUGCGACGUGGAAGUGAACGCGACCAACGACAGGAAAUUUACGCCCCUGAUGCUGGCGAGCAAGUACGGCCGGUACGACCUCGUACGGAUGCUGAUGGCGGACCCACGGGUGGACGUGGCUGCGCGGGAGCUGCGUGGUCUUACGGCGGUGGAGCUGGCCAAGGACGACGACGUGCGCAACAAGUUUGACGACCUGAUGCUCUUUAGCAUGCCGGCGGGGCCCGACUGGCGCAUCACGGGCGUGGUGCGAGCCUUUUUCGUCGAGGACGGCUCGGUGCGGCUCGUGCUCAAGUCGGCGGCGCCGACGCCCGAGGGCAGCAGCUACACGGUGACGACGUGCCGGCGCUCGCUCACGGACUUUGAGGCGCUGGUGGAUCUCCUGUCAGUGGAGAACCCGUCGUCGUGGAUUCCGCCCGUGGCGGUGGCGCGGUCGCCGUUCCAGAUCCCGGGCAAGCCGUCGCGGUCGAUGCUGCGGGAGAUCCAGACGGCGACGGACUGGUUCAUGAAGAUUAUGCUCGCGCACCCGACCUUUGCGGCGCACGAGACGCUGUGGGAGUUUUUCCUCAUGCCCGAGAUCCGGCUGGACACCAUGACGCAGCGGUCCAAGCUCAAGGCCGAGGCGCUGCUGGAAAAGAUUCGGGACGAGAUGGAGCCCGUGGGAGACGUGAGGGAGGUGGAGCAGUUUGUGGAUCACGCGAGGGAGAUGGUGAGGUCUGUGAGCCACUCUGCGAGAAGCGUCAUGAGGAGGACGAGUCGGUUGUCCAACGUGAUUACAGACCUCUACGAUGCGACGAAGCUCUGGCGGAGGGCAGUGAACACACUCGAGUUCCUGCCACAGCCGUACAAACUCGCGAUUGACAUCUACACUCAGUCUCUGGAACCAAGGCAAAAUAAUCCGCACGACACGCUGCAUGCGACGCUGCAGGCGCAGCAGGGCACGAUCUUGGCGCUGCUCUCGGCGCUCGCGCGGCCGCCUGCCCUCGUGGCGCAGAUCCGGGUGGCGCAAAAGACGCUAGAGCGGACAAUGAGCGCGGCGGCGUCGGCGGCGCGGACGGCCUCGUCCUCUUCCUCAUCCACUGGAGGCGGUAGCAAGUCGCCGUGGGCGGCGGCCAUUGGCCUCGGGGGCCUGCUCGAGGAUCCGCGUAAACAACAACGGCAGGGGGCGGAAAGGGAAGAAAAGGUGCGGCGAGCGCGCGAGGAAGUAGAUGACUUGGGGAGGGAGCUGCGCUACGGACAGCAGGUGGUGGCCGGGGAGCUGGCGGGGUGGCAGGACAUGAGGGCGGGGAUGGGCAGGAGGCGCUGCGCGACUUUGCGCGGGGCAUGGUGGUGCAGGAGAGGGUGA